This is a messenger RNA of Glarea lozoyensis ATCC 20868, 1212 nucleotides long. Its product is annotated as EPT/RTPC-like protein. Bases 1 to 1212 code for a protein of 403 amino acids. Gene Ontology annotation, molecular function: RNA endonuclease activity. Gene Ontology annotation, cellular component: nucleolus. Gene Ontology annotation, biological process: endonucleolytic cleavage of tricistronic rRNA transcript (SSU-rRNA, 5.8S rRNA, LSU-rRNA); ribosome biogenesis. NCBI's taxonomy places the organism in Eukaryota, Fungi, Ascomycota, Leotiomycetes, Helotiales, Helotiaceae. The record is from RefSeq and is a predicted model, not a curated record. The transcript has a single exon.
AUGUCCACUCCCAAUAUCGAGUUUCUACGGUUCACUACCCACAAAGCUUUCACACAUCGUCUGGUCCUCUCAACGCUCACUGGCCGUCCGGUCCAUAUUUCCCAAAUCCGCUCCUCCUCCCCCACGAACCCUGGUCUCGCGCCUCACGAGAUUUCCUUCCUGCGUCUACUGGAUUCCAUAACUAAUGGCUCUUCCUUUCAGAUAUCCUACACAGGUACCACCCUGACCUACAUUCCUGGUCUCAUAACCGGCAACGUCGGCGGCGCAUCCGAUGUUGUCAAAUGCGUACUGCCAGAAACGAACCGCCGCGGAAUAAGCUGGUUUCUCCUGCCAUUAUGUGUGCUUGCGCCGUUCUCGAAAGCGCCGGUCAAUGUGCGAUUUGAGGGCGAAGGCGUGAUUACGAGCGCGACGGACACGGGGGAUAUCAGUGUCGAUACGAUGCGCACGGCGAUACUACCAUUAUACGAACAAUUCGGCAUUCUAGGUGCGAAAAUGGAACUGCGAGUUCUUCAGCGGAGUUGCGCUGGGCCGGGAGGGAAGGGAGGUGGAGGGGUCGUGGAAUUGAGAUUUGGCGCUCAAGUCAGGUUACCGAAGACGUUACAUAUGAAUCGAAGUCCUGGUCGCGUGAAGAGGAUUAGAGGCGUGGCUUAUAGUACGGGAGUCAGUGCUAGCAAUAAUGCGAGGAUGAUACAUGCCGCUCGAGGGGUGUUGAAUGCUUUGGUCGCGGAUAUACAUGUCGCGGCGCAAUACGACCAGGCGCCUUUGGUGUCGAGUGGAGAUAAAUCGAAUCCAAGCGGGAAGAAGAGGACGGGUGUGGGUUUCGGACUCAGUCUGAUUGCGGAAAGCAGUGCUGCGGGUGUCAUAUAUUCUGCAGACGUUGCGGCGCCCAGUGAGGGUGGUGUCACGCCUGAAGAUUUGGGAAAGAAAGCUGCAUGGCAGUUACUUGAGUGUAUUCAGCAAGGCGGUUGUAUUACGAGAAUAGGGUGUGGGACGGUGUUAAUGUUAAUGGCUAUGGGGAGUGAGGAUGUGGGAAGGUUGCGACUAGGUCGAGACGUGGUUGGAACAGAAGAUGUGAUUACUUUAGGGAGGGACCUGAAAAAAUUCGGUGGGAGUAGCUGGGGAAUGAGAGAUUGUGAAGACGAUGAAACAGGAGAUAUUAUCGUUAGUGUUAAAGGAAUAGGAGUGGGGAAUGUAGGAAGAAAAAUAGCUUGA